AUGGUUCUGGAUCAGCAGAUGCUCCAUCUCAAUAUUGGUGAAGACUGUCGGCCGAUCAAUUUUGCCGCGGUUAUCACGCCUCCGUCGGAGAGUGAGUUGAUCAUGCGGCAGGAUGGCCGGGACUCCGGAAUCAAGGUGCAGGACACUACUGUGCAAGACACUACUGUGCAAGACCCUUCAAUCGCCACCACCGAGGCCACUCCCGUGGCGGCAUGCCCGACCCCGACCCCUACCGACGACACAAUGUGCCGGAUCUAUCGUCGAACUCCUACCCCGACAAUCAUCUUGGACGGCUCCUUGCGGGUCGCCGAGGUGUCCGAUAGUCACUUGGAUAUCUUUAAAUCAACUAGGGGGCAGCUAAUACAUACCAGCGUGUAUGACCUGGCACCACACAUAGUUCCAGCGCCAGAUAUCGCGUUGUUGAGCGGUGCCUUGGGUGCGGCGUUUAUCUCCCGAGCCGCUCAGACCAUUGACCCCGUCUACGUCCAUGCCUGCGAUGCAUUCUUCUCACUUCGAGUGACUCCGAUCUACGAGGGCGAUACCCUGAUAUACGUGCUCCUCGAAGCGCAGAACUCCAAGCGCGGACAGCCCGCAUCAAAGGCAAUUAGUGAGCAGACGUACCUCAACGAGACAUACAAAAUCUUGAUCGACACGGUGAAGGACUACGCCAUUUUUAUGCUAGAUACACGGGGUUACAUUGCAACUUGGAACUCGGGUGCUCAAAUUCUCAAGGGCUACAAACCCAACGAAAUCAUCGACAAGCACUUUUCUGUCUUUUAUGGGCGCGAGGAUCGCCUAAAUGACAAGCCUGCGAAGGAGCUGGAGGUGUGUCUGCAGGAAGGCAAGGUGGAAGACGAAGGGUGGCGUUAUCGAAAAGACGGGAGUCGAUUCUGGGCCAACGUCAUGAUCACGCCCAUCUAUCAAUUCGAUCGGCACGUUGGCUUCGUGAAGGUGACCCGCGACCUGACCGAGCGCAAGGCCGCCGAGGCACGUCUGAUUGAUGCUUUUGAGGAAUCUUCAAAAUUAAAAACCGACUUUUUGGCCAACAUGAGUCACGAGAUCCGGACACCGAUGAACGGGAUGUCACUGGCGCUGACCAUGCUUAGUCGGACGCCGUUGAAUGAUGAGCAGAAGGAGUACGUCUCCGUCCUCGAGGAUUCAACGGCUAUCCUGUUACAAGUCAUUAAUGACGUGCUGGACUACUCAAAAUUGUCUUCCGGGUCCUUCUCCCUGAACGCGGAUGUAAUCAACAUACCCAGCGUAGUCAAUGCAGUCAUCCGCAACUGCAAGGCUUCGCUGAAACCCGGGGUCGUUCUGGAGAGCACUAUCAGCCCCGAAUUUCCUGAAAUCGUCAAAGGUGACCCUCUACGAUUCCGCCAAGUUUUGCAAAAUUUGGUCAGCAAUGCCAUCAAGUUCACGGACAGCGGCUACGUUCGUGUCGAUACUACCUUCUCAGUGGAUGGAAAUGACCCUGACAUGUAUAACGUCUCAACCCAAGUGGUAGACUCCGGGAUCGGUGUUCCUGAGGAUGCCGUCAACACCCUCUUCACACCAUUUACUCGAUACGCAGACACCGCGACGAAGCGAUACCAAGGCACAGGACUGGGACUUUCGAUUUGCAAGAGUUUGGCUGAGCUUAUGGAAGGGGCGGUGGGAUUCCAUUCGAACCCUGAUGGGCCUGGCAGUGUGUUCUGGGCGACAGCAAGAAUGGGUCGCCUCGACGUGCCCGUUCUCCAGGAGAGGUCCCGAGUCUGGCCGGUGAUUGACACACAUAGCGACUUGUCGGACUUGCUUCAGAAGAUUGCCUCACAAAAGCACAUCCUGCUCGUUGAGGACAACAAGGUGAACCAAACGAUCAUGCUCAAGCUGCUCGGCAGCCUGGGCUUCGGACGAGUCGAUGCUGCUUGGGAUGGCGCAGAAGCCGUGCGGAUGGUGAAGCAGAAACCACUGGCAUAUAAUCUGAUUCUGAUGGAUAUCAACAUGCCUGUUAUGGACGGCUUAGAAGCCACCGCGCAGAUCCGCCUGACCCAUAACGACUUGCCCAUCAUCGCACUCACUGGAAAUGCCCUGAAAGGAGAUGCUGAGACCUAUUUGGCAAAAGGAAUGAGUGACUACAUUGCGAAACCCUUGCAUCGCCAGCAGCUGGUCGAACUUCUGUGGAAGUGGUUUGAAGGAUCUUGA
This is a messenger RNA of Penicillium riverlandense, 2181 nucleotides long. RefSeq names its product sensor histidine kinase/response regulator Fos-1/TcsA (gene fos-1). Bases 1 to 2181 code for a protein of 726 amino acids. The record is from RefSeq and is a predicted model, not a curated record. The transcript has a single exon. Gene Ontology annotation, biological process: phosphorelay signal transduction system; phosphorylation. Gene Ontology annotation, molecular function: phosphorelay sensor kinase activity. Lineage: Eukaryota; Fungi; Ascomycota; Eurotiomycetes; Eurotiales; Aspergillaceae.